AUAUUUUAAGCAAACAAGCAUAUUCAGUCAAAAAAUGUAUAGAUAUCUGUUAGUUUACUUCGCUACUACAUUAAUCCAGAGACAGAGCACCUUGGCCACUUUGUGCAUCACCAAGGUAAUAGUGCGUGUGCCUCGGGAGAAGGACAUUGGCCUGAUCUUUGAUCUGACCGUCAUCAAUCGAAUAAAGGGUAUGAAAAGGGAAACAGUGGACUUUGUAAUCGCCUCGGACGGAGAAUGCACUGUGAACACCACUCGAGGAGAAUUGGUCUCAUCGGUAGGUCGGGUUUAUGGUGCGGAUUUUGGAACACUAGAACCAGGGAAGAGUGAGACUGUCUCCUUGGUCUGGCCAACAGUGUCCCUGUACAACCGAGUGGGCAGUUGCCCCAUCACAAUAAUCACCACAAAUGCGCAAAAUGCAGUCUCCACCUCGAGACAAAUAAUUCACUUUGACACUCGGUUUGAGGUCCUGGAUCCGAAGAAACAAACCCUGUGCAAGCGCAAGGACUUUGUCAACUGCCAUAACUGGGACAAGGACUACCUGCGCAAUUGUACGCCUCUGAACUGCGAGGAGCGCUAUUUUGGGCAACGGAGCUUCUUCAACCAGGACACGGGUCAAUGCGAAGUGGUGCCACCCUGUUAUGGGGACGGGAAGUACUACGAUCCUUUUGCCAACGAAGGAGUUGAUUUUGGGGGUUUCCUGUCGGAGGAUGAGGUCGAGCAGAUCAAACAAGGGGACUUUGAUAUAAAUUUUUUGGAACUGCGUGGACCUCCAAAAGAACCACAAGAAAAAUCUAAAACAUUCGUAGAAAAGGAGAAGCCCCCGACUGCCACUCCGAAAGCUUUAGCUCUUAGUCCGGAAGAUUGCGAUAAGUCCAUUCAAAAUACAAAAUAUCUCACGCUGGCCGACUUUAUCGAGUGCUUCCAGCACAUAAAAGAAUCUUCAGGCGAUAAGAAAAUACAGAAAAAGUCACCUUUUGAGGUGCCGCUUCUGACCCAGUUGUAUUACGACUGGUUCUUACCCAUCAGAGCCGAUACUUUGAGUGACUUUCGGGGGCGCAUUGCUGCAGAUGGCCCCAGCUCCAAGCAUGUGCGUUCGGGGGCUGAGCCUCUCAUGAACUGGCUAGCCAAACUGGACUACAAGGAUUGUCUGAAGCUGUUCUUUAGAGGACUCGCUAUUAUCUCACUGUUAAUUCUGUUUCAGAUUGGCAUGACUCUCCUGGCCUAUUUUUUGGUGUGUCUUGCCGUCUAUGGAUUCAUUGAGAUCUACUCCACGUGGAAGUCCGAGGAUUCGAUUGGGACCUAUGUGGCAGACGUGGCUUCCCACAGCAGUUCCUUAGAUGUUGUUACAACCGAAAGCCUAAUGUCCAAGCGUUAAAAGAGCGCAAUUAUGCGAAAUUUAAAAAAACUGGUAUUAAGCUUCAUUCAAGUCCUUAAAAGCAAAACUCCCCAAAUAAAUCAGUUUUUCUUUA
Messenger RNA from Drosophila ananassae, 1469 nucleotides. RefSeq lists its product as uncharacterized. NCBI's taxonomy places the organism in Eukaryota, Metazoa, Arthropoda, Insecta, Diptera, Drosophilidae. Bases 35 to 1375 code for a protein of 446 amino acids. The record is from RefSeq and is a predicted model, not a curated record. The transcript has 5 exons.